AUGUUUUAUGUAAAUUCCUUUUUUAUCGCAUUAACUGGCUGCCUUGCUAUUUCAAAAGAUUUGGUUGUUAUUGACCAAUGUUACGUUGAAAUCAAUGGAUUCCGCCAACUUUCAUUACCCUUAAAUGUUAGAGGAUGUCAGGAUAAGAGCCCAGAGUAUUGCGAUGCGCUUUUUGGUAAUAUUUCUCUACCAGAGGAUGCAACAAAAGGAUCUUGCAAAGUGUCAGGUCGCUGCUAUCACCCAACCUUUAUGCUGGAUGCGAAAGAAAGAUGCGCUAGAACAUGUGCACUAUGCUGCAAGCUUCCUCAAUAUGAUUGCACAGACGUGGACGAACACCAUUGUAAAAUGGUAAAAGAUUACAAACUUUGUGAUGAACCAGGAUAUAUAGAAAAUGCUAUCAAAAUUUGCCCAUCUUCUUGCGGUUUGUGCGACCAGCCGGGAGCUGGUGGUAUUAAAUGCAAAGAUAUAUUUGAUAAUUGUGAAGGACUUAAGACUUUUCUUAGCUGUGAUGAACCUGUGAUGAAAGAAAAAUGUAAACAUAGUUGCGGAAUUCAGGAAUGUGGUAAAGAGACAAUUCAACCAGAAAGGAGAAAGAAUGCAAUCCAGCAAAGAAGAGAAGAGUGUAAAGAUACUAGGACUGGUUGUGAGAAUUACAAAGUGUUUUGCAAUCAUGCAAAGAUGCGGCAAUAUUGUAAAGCUACAUGCGGAGUUUGUUAA
Messenger RNA from Dracunculus medinensis (Guinea worm), 717 nucleotides. The record is from the annotation of a GenBank genome assembly. Lineage: Eukaryota; Metazoa; Nematoda; Chromadorea; Rhabditida; Dracunculidae.